Messenger RNA from Exaiptasia diaphana, 1455 nucleotides. RefSeq lists its product as uncharacterized. The transcript is spliced from 6 exons. NCBI's taxonomy places the organism in Eukaryota, Metazoa, Cnidaria, Anthozoa, Actiniaria, Aiptasiidae. The record is from RefSeq and is a predicted model, not a curated record. The coding region runs from base 202 to 804 and encodes 200 amino acids.
CCAACUUUGUCGAUUGAAUGUUGACCGAAACUCUCUAAACAAGAAAUUUCAGGUUCUGUUGCUGACUUUGACGAGCUUAGAAUAUCGGCAACCAAGAAGAAUUUCAUCCAACAUAAGGUGAGACAUUCAUUAAAUGCUCACUAGGAUUCUACCGAGAUAACUAACGCAACGCCUUUUUCAGAGCGUUAAUCUGAAUUCAACAUGAAUCUAAAACUUUGCGAWGUGAUGAUUCUACUUCUAGCUACUGCUUCGACGGCAGCUGCAUUAGAGUUUAGUGAUGCCGACACUCAYAGUCUUGCWAUAGCAUUCUUGGUGCUGUGCGCCAUCGUUUUGUUGGUGGCCGUGAUUAUUGCAAUCGUGAUUUACCGUARAGUCAAGCAGAAAGUAGAAGGGAAAAGUGUGGGUUCCAAAUACAACUUGGAAUAUAGAAGAACCACAAAGAAGAACGACAACUUCARCUCURUUGGUGUGUAUGGGUAUUACGCRGAYCCAGAGCCAGUUGGUUCUAUCUAUCUUCCUCUUGACCGUGAAAAGAGAAUUGAAGAAAGCAAUGGCUAUGCGUACUUGAAGGGCAAAGACAAUGAAGGAGCCAGCACCUACGAGAAUCUCAGCAGCAGCAACUCGUUUACACCCAAAAAUAAUGUUUACGAGAACCCGGGAACAGUUAUAAAUGGUSACGCAWAUGUUGAUGACGAUGACAGUGAACACGAUUAUGAGAUGGCUGUUGAUCCYAGUGUUAGCACUCGUGGUCCUGCUUACGAAAACCCACCAGUCAAGRCCAAAGACGCUGAAAGUUCUUUUUAAGUCACUGCUUUUAAGAUUUAAAAAUCUUUUYCUCACUCCUCUAUGUAAACUAAUUUUUAACCCGUCAAACUUAUAUAGAACGUACACUACAGUAAGAAGAUUUGAAUUGGAGUCUACAAGCAGUGUUCAUAGACUCAAAUCCAACAAGURGUUUCUAUUUCAAAGGUUGAAAAUCACUCUUAAAUAUCGAUCGCAAAGCAUCUUGGCUGCUUCUGCUUUUUUUAAACUUUAUAAAAUAUAUUUUCAGUGUUUGUGACUAUUCAAUAUUUACCGGUGCCUAUAAAUUCACUAACACUGCUAAUGCAUAUUAACCUACUAACAUAAUAUUUAACAUAAGAAUGAUCAAAUAUCAUCACCAAUAGAUAAAAACUAACCUACUAAUAUACUAAUACUACGCUCUUGCUUAACUAAUUCAAUGUUCUUAAUUACUAGAGUCAUAUAGAUGGCUGAUUAGAAACUGACAGCCACUCGCACUGGUAGAGCGAACACUGCGUGAAUAAGUACUUAACAAAUAGUGCUAAAUAAUGUAGAUCAGACAAAAACAUAAUUGAGUAAAAUUUGYCUGUACUUUCAAUUAUGUUACCAUUUCAUGAUUUUAGUGUUUGCACUCUACACGAUUAAUGGAAUAAAGUAUAAAGUAAUUUCACUUUU